CUCCCGCUGGUGCCAUGGCAGCUGGGCAAAGGGGGCUGUGGGGUCUCACUGGGGCCGUGCUGUCUCCCAGUACCAUCUGGUGACCCAGAGCAUCUCUCCUUGUGCCGCAGGGCCCCUGCCAAUGGGACUCUCCGGCCAGCCACUCGCUGCGGAGGGCUGUGAGUGGUGCUGGCGGGAGGAGGUGCGGAAAGAGAGGGCUCCACUCUCGACCGUCCCCACGAUGCCCCAAGCCUCGGAGCACCGUGUCGGCCGGGCCAGGGACCACACCGUUGUCACCUCCCAGCCCAAGGCUGCUGCCAAGCUGCCCAGCGGGCACCGGGCCCUGAGCCAGGAGCGCCAUGCUGCCACCCUGGCCUCCGCCGCUGCCAACGGGCUCUCCCCAGCCCCCAAGCUUCGCCUUCUGCCACCCCGGCCUGGCCCGCUGGACGACCGCAGCAAGAAGUUGGAGCUGGACCGAGGUCGGGCCUCGAAACGCGGGGAGGCUCUCCGUGGCUCGGCAUGCCGGCGGGGGCCUGUGAAAGCAGACCAUGCAGUGCGGGUGCCCGGCUCUCCGCAGGCGGGCGCCGUGCCGGGCAGCACCUCUUUCUCCCUGCCUGCCGGGGCCUCACUGGCGGGGCGUGAAGCAGAGCGCCGGCGGAGCAACCUGGCCCGCUCCAAAUCCAUCAGCAUUGGAGACCUGAGCCAGGGCAGCGGUGGUGGCCGUGCUGAGGACGUGGCAGCAGUGCUGAGCCGGCUGGUGCUGAGGGACUGUGGCCACCAGCUGAGCGCCGGCUCGCUGGCGCUCAGGAGGAGCUCCUCUCUCCGAAGGGUCAACGUCUCCCCGGGGCUGGACGGGAAGCCCACCGCCCCGCUGCUCUCUGUUCGGCCCGAGGGCUGCCCGAGGACUCGUACUGCCCCUGACACCCCAUGCGCCCACAGCCCCAACGUUCUGGUGCCCGGCAGCCCUGCCCUGGGCAGAGCCCCGGCAGCUGGCAGGACCGAGGAGAAGACAGCAGCUACCCAUCACACCCUGCUGCUGGGCUCAGGCCACGUCGGCCUCAGGAACCUGGGCAACACGUGCUUCAUGAACGCUGUGCUGCAGUGCCUGAGCAGCACCAAGCCGCUGCGGGACUACUGCCUGCGCCGGGACUUCCAGCAGGAGCAGCCCCCUGGCACCCGUGCCCCCCAGGAGCUUACCGAAGCCUUUGCCGACGUCAUUGCUGCCCUCUGGCACCCCGACUCCUCCGAGGCUGUCAACCCUGGGCGCUUCAAGGCCAUCUUUCAGAAAUAUGUCCCUUCUUUCACUGGAUACAGCCAGCAGGAUGCGCAGGAGUUCCUCAAGUUCUUCAUGGACCGGCUGCACGUGGAGAUCAACCGCAAGGGCCGCAGGACCCCCAGCAUCCUCUCAGAUGCCCGGCGGACCCCUGCGCUGGAGGACCCUGAGACACUGAGUGACGACGAACGCGCCAACCAGAUGUGGAAGCGAUACCUGGAGAGGGAGGACAGCAAGAUCGUGGACCUCUUCGUGGGACAGCUGAAGAGCUGCCUCAAGUGCCAGGCGUGUGGCUACCGUUCCACCACCUUUGAGGUCUUCUGUGAUCUCUCCCUGCCCAUCCCAAAGAAAAGCUUUGCCGGUGGGAAGGUCUCGCUCCAUGACUGCUUCAGCCUCUUCACCAAGGAGGAGGAGCUGGACUCAGAGAAUGCCCCAGUCUGCGACAAGUGCCGGCAGCGGACGCGGAGCACAAAGAAGCUGACCAUCCAGCGCUUCCCCCGCAUCCUGGUGCUCCACCUGAAUCGGUUCUCCACUACCCGCUACUCCAUCAAGAAGUGCUCCGUCUUCGUGGACUUCCCCCUGCAGCAGCUCAACCUGCGGGAGUUCGCCAGCGAGAAGGCGGGCAGCCCUGUCUACAGCCUCUAUGCCCUCUGCAACCACUCGGGCAGCGUCCACUACGGCCACUACACCGCCUUCUGCCGGGACCCGGCUGGCUGGCGUGUCUACAACGACUCCCGCGUCUCGCCCAUCAGCGAGAACCAGGUGCCGUCCAGCGAGGGCUACGUCCUCUUCUACGAGCUGGAGGAGCCCCCCGGCAGGAGGCCCUGAGCCGCCCUGGCCCCCCCAGCCUCUCGGGGCAGGG
Messenger RNA from Haliaeetus leucocephalus (bald eagle), 2114 nucleotides. It is a transcript of the gene USP21, whose product is annotated as ubiquitin specific peptidase 21. NCBI's taxonomy places the organism in Eukaryota, Metazoa, Chordata, Aves, Accipitriformes, Accipitridae. Gene Ontology annotation, cellular component: cytoplasm. The transcript has 13 exons. The record is from RefSeq and is a predicted model, not a curated record. Gene Ontology annotation, biological process: protein deubiquitination. Bases 122 to 2080 code for a protein of 652 amino acids. Gene Ontology annotation, molecular function: cysteine-type deubiquitinase activity.